ACCCGCCGGCCCCUGCGACCACCCGCCUCCAGAACUCCAUCCGCCACCUCGUCCCCUCCUCUACAACCAAACCCUAGUCCUCUCCCGUCCUCUCCUCAACCUCUCCUGAUCGAGCCCUUCAGUCUCUUUCGUAUGGGGUCGCAAAAGACCGGCUUCCGCCACUCUUCAGCAUACCGUACUCCCACAUAAUCUCAAUCCUCACCCGCAACUCGAUGCUCAACCACGCCCGCUGCCUCCUCCUCGACGACAUGCCCAAGCGCCAAAUCCCCCCGUCAGAGGCCAUGUUCGCCGACCUCAUUGCCGGGUACGGCAGGGCUAGGAUCCCGCAGGAAGCUGUGAAGAUUUUCAGGGCCAUGCCUGGGUUGGGCGUCGAACGCACUUUCGUGUCGUACGACGCCUUCUUCAAGGCGAUUUUGAGGAACGGCCGGGUUUUGAUGGCGAAGAGGGCGUUUAAUUUCAUGGGUAGGGAAGGGAUUGUUCCGGCAUUGUCGACUUAUAAUACCUUGAUUUGGGGGUUUUGCUUGUCGGGGAAGAUGGAGACUGCGAUUAGGUUCUUUGAGGACAUGAAGGCGAAGGGGUUUAAGCCGGAUGUAGUUACGUACAACACGGUGAUCAAUGGGUGGGUGAGAGGGAAGAAGAUGGAGGAUGCGGAGAAGGUGUUUGAUGAAAUGAAGGACGUUGGAGUCGAGCCGAAUUUGAUCACUUAUAACUUGAUGAUCAAAGGGUUUAUGGCGAGUGGAAAGAUCGAUGAUGGGUUGAAAUUGUUUGGCGAGUUGAGGAAGAAGGAGAUGAGAACGACAGAGAGGACUUAUGCUGCAUUGAUGCCAUGGCUAUGCGAUGAUGCAGGGAGAACUGAGGAUGCGAAGAAGGUGUUUGAUGAAAUGGCUGAGAGAAGAAUCACGCCUAAGAAUAAGAACAAGUCGGUGUUUUUGAGGUUGAUUGCGAGCAUGUUUGAGUCUGGGGAUUUGGAUGGGGCAAUUGAUGUUCAUAAGGCUAUGGGUAAGUUUAGGGUUAGGCUCGAUUCGUGCUAUUAUGGACUGCUAAUUGAGGGAUUGUGUCGAGGAGAGAAGUUCGAUAAGGCGGUGGAGAUGUUAGAUGAGCUUCUUGAAAGAGAAGUGUUAGCACCGCUUGAUAGUGCUCCUCUUGAGCCCUCGGCAUAUAAUCCCAUGAUUGGGUAUUUAUGCGAGAAUGGGUGUACGUCAAAAGCUGAGAAUUUUUUCAGGCAGUUGAUGAAGAGAGGAGUCGAUGAUAAGAUUGCGUUCAAUCACUUGAUUCGUGGGCAUUCGAAAGAAGAGAAACCCGAGUCAGCAUUCGAGAUUUUAAGCAUCAUGACUCGUCGAGGAGUUGAGACCGAUGCUGAUGCUUAUGUUUUGCUCAUUGAGAGUUUCUUGAAGAAGAAAGAACCAGCUGAUGCUAGAACAGUUUUAGAUGGGAUGAUUGAACAAGGGCACUCGCCAAGUGCGGAAAUUUUCAGGUCUGUGAUGGUCGGCUUGUUCGAAGAUGGAAGAGUCCAAACUGCAAGCAGGGUGAUGAAAUGUAUGAUCGAGAAGGGUAUUAAAGAGAAUAUUGACAUGGUUCAGAAGAUCCUAGAAGAACUUCUAAUGAGAGGUCAUGUCGAAGAAGCUUUAGGGCGAAUCAAUCUGAUGUUGAUGAAUGAGUUAUCUCCUGACUUCGAUAGUUUGGUGGUCUCUCUAUGUGAUAGUAAUAAACCGGUGCCAGCGGUUAAAUUGGUUGACUUUGGGCUUGAAAGGGAUUGUGAGAUUGCAUUCUCAAGUUAUGAUCGGUUGCUCGAUGCUUUGUAUAAUGAUGGAAGGAUAUUGGCGGCUUACUCGAUAUUAUGUAAGAUUAAGGCGAAGGGGGGAGUUGUGGAUAAAAAAGGAUGUGAAGCUGUGAUCAAGAGUUUGAAUGAGCAAGGGAACACGAAGCAGGCUGAUAUUUUAUCGAGGAUAUUAGCUGGAAAAAUGCCGGUGGAUGGUAAGAAGGGGAAGAAAGUUGCUGUUGGUGCAUAUUGAAGAGUUUUGAUUUAGGGUUUUAGGAUCAGCUUGAUUUUCUUUGUGACAGUUGUUCUUCUUUGUUGUCGUUGCUGCUGCUGUUGGAUAAAGAGAUGGAAAUGCUCGAUUGGUUGGUUAAGGUACAUUAUUAUGCAUCCUUGCCACCGGACUCUUUGAAGUAUCAUCAGUGGAUUGUCUGUUGGUUUCUAAGUUCUGCUUCAUCAAAUUGAAUUUACAGUUAAAUA
This is a messenger RNA of Asparagus officinalis (garden asparagus), 2236 nucleotides long. RefSeq names its product pentatricopeptide repeat-containing protein At2g37230. The record is from RefSeq and is a predicted model, not a curated record. Lineage: Eukaryota; Viridiplantae; Streptophyta; Magnoliopsida; Asparagales; Asparagaceae. The transcript has a single exon. The coding region runs from base 213 to 2012 and encodes 599 amino acids. Gene Ontology annotation, molecular function: protein binding.